Cricetulus griseus (Chinese hamster) is the source of this 867-nucleotide messenger RNA. Lineage: Eukaryota; Metazoa; Chordata; Mammalia; Rodentia; Cricetidae. The record is from RefSeq and is a predicted model, not a curated record.
AUGUGGGUCCCGCAGGUGCCCUGGCCACUCACUUGGGCUGUGCUGCAGUUGAGCUGGCAUGCAGGGUGGCUUCUAGAGGUCUCCAGCGGGCCCUGGAGGCCCCUCACCUUCUCCCCAGCCUGGCUCACCGUGUCAGAGGGAGCAAAUGCCACCUUCACCUGCAGUUUCUCCAACUGGUCCGAGGACCUUAUGCUAAACUGGUACCGCCUGAGCCCCAGCAACCAGACUGAAAAACAGGCUGCCUUCUGCAAAGGGUUAAGCCAGCCUGUCCGGGACAGCCGCUUCCAGAUCACACAGCUAGCCAAUGGGCAUGACUUCCACAUGAACAUCCUCGCCACGCGGCGCAAUGACAGUGGCAUCUACCUCUGUGGGGCCAUCUCCCUGCCCCCCAAGACACAAAUCAAGGAGAGCCCUGGAGCAGAGCUGGUGGUAACAGAGAGAAUCCUGGAGACCUCCACAAGAUACCCCAGCCCCUCACCCAGGCCAGCAAGCCAGUUUCAAGGCUUGGUCAUUGGUAUCAUGAGUGUCCUAGUGGGUGUCCCUGUGUUGCUGCUGCUGGCCUGGGUCCUAGCUGCCUUCUGCUCAACAGGUGUGUCAGAGGCCAGACGAGCUAGAAGAAAGGAACAGCCUCUGAAGGGGGGCCCUUCAGCAGCACCUAUCUUCAGUGUGGCCUACGAGGAGCUGGACUUCCAGGGGCGAGAGAAGACUCCAGAGCCCCCCACCCCCUGUAUACACACAGAGUAUGCCACCAUCGUCUUCUCUGAAGGGCUGGGUGCCUCAUCCUUGGGACGUAGGGGCUCAGCAGAUGGUCCUCAGGGUCCCAGGCCUCCAAGGCAUGAGGAUGGACACUGCUCUUGGCCCCUUUGA